Molecule: messenger RNA, 2925 nt
Organism: Pseudophryne corroboree (corroboree frog)
Lineage: Eukaryota; Metazoa; Chordata; Amphibia; Anura; Myobatrachidae
Gene: ALDH16A1
Product: aldehyde dehydrogenase 16 family member A1
Exons: 17
Coding region: 91-2580 (829 amino acids)
Molecular function (GO): oxidoreductase activity, acting on the aldehyde or oxo group of donors, NAD or NADP as acceptor
Source: RefSeq, a predicted model, not a curated record
GUCCCUUCAGCCCCUCCGAUAUAGAACCAACCGAUAGGACCAACCAAUAGGAUAGUUACCUGACACUCAUUCUUUGCAGAGCUGAAAGUCAUGGCUGCAAGCACUGGGGUAGAUACACCUACAGUGAGAGACAUAUUUACUUCCAUGCAGUAUGGACCUGCUCCUGAGGCUGCCGGUAUUGCACAGGCUUGGCUUGACUCUCAUGAACGCAGCUUUGGACAUUUUAUUGGUGGCAAGUGGGUAAAACCAGAUGGUAGACAGACAUAUGCUACUAAGAACCCUGCGACUGGAGAGACUUUGGCCACCACAAUCCAGGGAAAUGAGGAUGAUGUGGAAAUGGCUGUCAGCACUGCACGGAAAGCUUUCGGAAGUUGGAGCAAGCUCCCUUGUCAUGUCCGAGCUCGACAUCUGUACAGCAUUGCCCGCACUGUCCAGAAACACCAACGGUUGCUGAGCGUGCUAGAAAGCAUGGACAAUGGGAAGCCCAUUCGUGAAUCACGUGACUGUGAUGUCCCUCUGGUAGUUCGCCAUUUUUACCACCAUGCUGGUUGGGCGCAGCUCAGGGACACAGAGAUGAAUGGAUGGAAACCUCUUGGUGUUGUUACUGCCAUUGUUCCCUGGAAUUUCCCACUGAUGUUACUGACCUGGAAGAUAUGUCCUGCACUUGCAAUGGGAAAUACUGUAGUACUGAAACCUGCCACAUAUACACGGUUGACAGCUCUGCUCCUGGCAGAGAUCUGUGCUGAAGCUGGCCUUCCGCCUGGUGUCUUUAAUGUGGUCACUGGUAAUGGCGCCUUUGGCGAGAAACUGGCCAUUCACCCUGAUGUGGAUAAAGUAGCAUUUACUGGCUCUACCGAGGUUGGACGCACUCUUCGUAAAGCAACAGCCGGCACUGGGAAAAAGUUAUCCUUGGAGCUGGGUGGAAAAUCUCCAUUCAUUGUGUUUGAUACAUCUGACCUCGACAGUGCCGUAGAAGGACUUGUGGAUGCCAUUUGGUUUAAUCAAGGCCAGGUUUGCAGUGCAGGAUCCAGGCUUCUCAUGCAAGAGAACAUUGCUGAAGAUUUGAUCCACAGACUCAAGCAGAGAAUGUCCCAUCUGAGGGUUGGGGACAGUCUGGACAAAAGCAUUGAUAUGGGAGCUCUGGUGGAUGAAAGUCAAAAGAAAACAAUCAGUGAGUUUGUGGAGGAGGCGCGUGCAGAAGGUGCUGAGGUUUACCAAGCUCCUGGCCCUCUACCUAAAAAAGGCUUAUUCUACCCACCGACCCUAAUCACUGGUGUGGACACCACAUCUCGCUGUGUCAGAGAGGAGAUUUUUGGACCAGUCUUGGUUGCAAUGACUUUCCGCACUGCAAAAGAAGCCAUUGCUCUGGGGAACAACACCCCCUAUGGAUUAGCAGCAAGUGUCUGGACAGAAAAUCUACCAUUAGCCCUGGAGGUAGCACUGAGCAUUAAAGCUGGAACUGUGUGGAUAAAUGGACACAACAUGUUUGAUGCAGCCGCUGGCUUUGGUGGAUAUAAGGAGAGCGGAUUCGGUCGUGACGGUGGGAAAGAGGGGCUUUAUGAAUAUGUGAGACCAUCCUGGGAGAGCAGACCCCAACCGAACCUUGCAGAUGUGAACUAUAAAACAUUCGCUGUUACUUACGGAUCUGAUGUACCUCCUAUUCCUGGGCAGAAAAACAUCAGCCCAUCUGUGGUUAAAAUUCAGGAUGCAGAAAUCCCUAGUGUUGACAGGACCUACAAGCUGUAUUAUGCUGGGGCCCAAAAGCGUCCAGAUGGCAUGUACUCUCGACCUGUCUGUGGAUCUGAUGGGACUGUCCUAGCAUAUGUGGCGGAUAGCAGCAGAAAGGAUGUGCGCAAUGCAGUAGAGGCUGCUCACAAGGCAGCUCCGGGAUGGGGCAAGAGAGCAGCACACAACAGAGCACAAAUUGUGUACUACAUGGCAGAAAACCUUGAGCUGAGGAGAGAUGAAGUAGCCCAGAGGUUGAACACCUUGACUGGACAGUCCAAGGAGAUGUGUUUGCAAGAAGUGGACCUCAGCAUUCAACGGCUCUUCUAUUGGGGAGCAUACUGUGACAAAUAUGGCGGCAAUGUACAGGAAACGUUGCUUUAUGGAGCCACAGUGCUAAUUCGAGAACCCGUUGGUGUAGUAGGAAUCGCUUGUCCAGAUGAAAAUCCUCUCUUAAGCUUCGUCAGCCUCUUUGCGCCAGCAAUUGUCCGUGGAAAUGUUGUGGUAGUAAUACCAAGUGAAAAGUUCCCUCUGCCAGCACUAGACUUUUACCAGGUAUUUGACACAUCAGACCUUCCAGGAGGAGUAGUGAACAUCCUUUCUGGGGGACGAGACCACAUAGCGAAAUAUCUAGUGGAACACCAAGACGUGCAAGCCAUGUGGUACUUUGGAUCUGAACAGGGAUCUAAGUUUGUAGAGUGGUCAUCUGCUGAAAACUGUAAGCGGACAUGGGUGAACUAUGGCCUUACCAGAGACUGGGAGGAUCCCCAACAAGGAGCGGGUGAAGAGUUCCUGUAUCAGGCCACACAGUGUAAAAAUAUCUGGAUACCCAUGGGGGAGAUUUUUGCAAACUAACCUUGAUUAGGGCCUUAUGAACAAUUCACAUCCCUGUAAUAUUUUUUUGUAUUCCGGUUAAGGUACCUUUUUAUGUGCCAUAUAGUAUAUACCUCAGGGAGUUAAAUGUUAUCAUUGAAGGACCAAUAAAGCAUCCCAUUAAAAAUUGUCACCCUCACAUGCUAAACCCUGAAUAUUGAAUAUGCAGAUGCAAGAUAAUGAUCAUUCGUAAUGAUUCUUCCACCAUUUUGAUGUAAAGACUGCAAGACUUGUAGGAUUUCAAUGUAUGGUAACUUCAUUUUGAAUGCCUGUAAGUAUAUUGCAGUAUGAGUCUUACAUUUUCAAUAAACUUAUACAUUUCAGAAA